UAAUUAGCUUAGAUACUUAUUAAGUUGAGUAGCUUGUUCAUAAUUUAAAUAGUUGUGUUGUAUAUUGUUACUAAUUUAAAUAAAUCUGUUAUCAAAGAGUGCUAGAAAUUAAUUAAAAUUAUUCAAAUGUACAUCCAAAAGCUAAAAAUAGAAUAAGUGAAAAUCAGAAUAUUGAUAUAAGUACCAAGUAUGAGUCAGUAUGUCGAAUAAUAUUGAAGUAGUUUCAAAAGAUGCCUUUGCAAUUUUAUCCAGGCUUUUUGACCAUAGAGCUAUUUUAAAAGGGGAGUGCACAUUUUUUGUUACAGAAAUGGAGCUUAAAAAAAGUCGUCAAAUGAAAACAUUUUCAGAUAUAAUAAUUGCUGCAGAAAAGUCAACACAGAGAAUUCCAGAAUGCGUAGAACUACUUGAAAACCGUAUUGAGGGUAUACAUGGCAAAGUUAUAAAUGCUGGAUCUAAUAUUAUUGAUAUUAUUUCUGAUAAAAGUUCAAAAAUAGCUGAAUUAAGAGAACAUUUUAAACAAAAAAGAGAAAAUGAAUGGGCUGAUUUUAUUAUUGAUAUAAACAAAGCCAAAGCAGACAUUAUUCAAAAACAUGAGAGUUCUAUGCAGCAAUUUAAACUGUGAUAAGUUUUGUGAAAACUAUAUUUCUAGUGUAAAAAAAAUGUAACUAAUAGAAUAAUUGUUUAUUGUUUGUAAAAUAAUAUCAAGAGAUCAUAAAUUCAAUAUUUAUUGUGUGUAAGAAUAUAUGAUUUGUUAUACACUAGGUAAUUGCAAUGCA
Hydra vulgaris (swiftwater hydra) is the source of this 776-nucleotide messenger RNA. RefSeq names its product biogenesis of lysosome-related organelles complex 1 subunit 5. Gene Ontology annotation, cellular component: transport vesicle; BLOC-1 complex. The record is from RefSeq and is a predicted model, not a curated record. Lineage: Eukaryota; Metazoa; Cnidaria; Hydrozoa; Anthoathecata; Hydridae.